This is a messenger RNA of Psylliodes chrysocephalus, 1126 nucleotides long. The record is from the annotation of a GenBank genome assembly. NCBI's taxonomy places the organism in Eukaryota, Metazoa, Arthropoda, Insecta, Coleoptera, Chrysomelidae.
UCUUAUUAAUUAGCUCUACCAAUCCAUCCGACUGUGGGUACAACGCUGUAGUUCUAGUUUUCUUCAUGUUUAGUCUAUCACAGAUUCCUUGGAAGAGCUGGCUUUUAAAAUGUCUGCCAUAGUCACUGCAGAUCUCCACGGGCACUCCAAAUUAACUGAUAAACCCUCUUAUCAACACGUUUGCAACAGUUAUACAUACAUGGAAAAAUGGAAACCUAACCUAGAAACUUUUUGCUCCUGGUUAAACGGUUUUCAAAAAAUCCGGAAGGUAUAUGGUGCCUAAAUAUUUGGAAAAGGACGGAAAGUUAAAAUAUUAUUAAUUAAUGAUAUGAAAUAGUGUUGUUUUGUUAACUCAAAUAUUUUGUGUAUCACGCUGUAAAUCAACCCACAACAUCAGAGAUAUAAGUGAAAGUAGAUCACAGCUCAAACAGACUCUUUUAGAAUCUGGUUUUUCGACUUUUGCCAUUCCAAAAUCAAAUAUAGUUUUAGUCCGAUCUUGGUGAAAGAAACAACAAAACCACAAAAAAAACAAAAAUAUUUCCAUCUAAUUGCCCUACUUGCUUCAAUAGAAUUUAUUAGAUUUUUGAUAGGUAGUUUAGAAAUAUUUGGAAUAUUUUUUUUUUUUUGAAAAUGUACACACAGUUGAGUUCCAUUCUAAUACUUUCUUUGGUAUUGGGAGUGAACAGUUUUCCAGAUGGGGCGCCGAUUGACGCUUGCGUUAAACCAAGGGUAAAUCAGCCCUACCAUGGACAGGCCAGGCCUCAGCCCGCUGAAAGCAGUCCAUUCCAGAUAUUGCAAACUAGCGCUGAGUACGGCCCUGGAAGUCAAAUUACAGUGACUAUUCAUGGAGCGGCAAACUUCAAAGGGUUUCUGAUUCAAGGACGCGACGUUGCAACCAAUGAAUGGAUUGGAAGUUGGUUGGAAACUCCGAAUACUAAAAUACACCCCGAAUGCAGCGCUAUCACACAUGCAGAUCCCAAACCUAAACAAUCUGCCACCUUGAUAUGGCAAGCCCCACAUGGCGCUAGAGGGCAGGUCUAUUUCACGGGUACGGUACUCAAGGAAUAUUCGGAGUUCUGGUCAAAUUUGGUCUCACAAGUAGCGGGUUAAGAGACUAAAGUAUUUG